AUGUAGAUUAAAAAUCUAUUAAUAUUUGCAAUUUGUUACAGUGUUUUUAGUAAUGAGAAUCUGAAAUUUAAUUGCUCUAAUAUAACAGACAUAACUUAAUGUUAAAAAGAUUCAAACUUUUGUAAUUAUUUACAUCAAAUAUUUUAGGCUAUAUAGUUGAAGCAAAUGUACCUUAUUUAUCAGCUGAAAAUAAAGUUGAAGGUGUAAUUCUUGAUAAAGUAAAUGAUAAAUGCAUGGUAAUAAAUGAUAAUAUUAGAGAACUUGAAUUUUUUCACAGUUUGUGAUUAAUUAUAUACUGAAAAAUCAUGUAAAUUAGGAACUUGUUUAUGGGAUCCAAUUGAAGAGAGAUGCUAUGUAUAAAAUUAUUAUUCUAUAUAUAAGCCAUGGAUUUCAGCUCCUUGUUAGAGUUAUCCAAAAGAAUUUUGUUAAUGGAAUCCCUAAUGUGAAUUAUUAAAUCAUACUCAAAUUCUAUAUCUGAAUUAGAAUUAUACUUUAAUGAAUAAUGUUGAUAGUUAUUAAUAAGAUGGAAGAAAAAUAGGUACAUGGUUAUAUGAAUUUGGAUAAAUAAUAAAUGUUAUUAAGAGUGAAGUAGAUAAAGAGGAAUAUAUAUUUACAAAAUGUACAUAGAAAAUUAGAUGUGAAUUUAUUUAGAUUAAUAAUUUUAAUAAUGCUGAUUAUGAAUGCAGUAUAUCAGAAUUAAAUUGUUAUUAUGAUGAGUAGGAAGGUAAAUGCAAAAAAAUAAGUGCAUUAACAUAAUGUGAAUUAAUUAAAUGGGAAUCUAAAUGUAAUAGUGGAACUGCACCAUGUAUAUGGAUUAAUAGAAAAUGUUAAAUGUACGAUAAUACUAUGGUUUCUUGUAGUUAACUUGAUUAAAAUAGAUGUUUAAAUAAUGAAAAUUGUUAUCUUGAAGAAUCUACAUGUAAAUCUUAUUUAAGUUGUGCUGAUUUAAAAAUUAAAAGUUCAUGUGAUACUUCAAAUUUCUUUUGUUAUUUUGAUGAAUAUGAAUAAUAAUGUAAAUAAUUAACAAAACAUAUUUAAUGUAAAAAGAUUGGUAAAUAGAAUUGUGAAAUAUUUAAAAAUUGUGUAUUUAAUGAAGAUGCAUAAUUAUGUGAAGAACUUCUUGAAGAUUUUUAUUGUUAAUAAUUUGUAUAAUCAGAUUGUAUAAAUACUAAUGCUUUAAGUAAAGAUUGUAUUUGGAAUAAUAAUUUAUAAAUUUGUAAUUGGAAUUAUGCAACUUAAAAUUGUUAUGGUAAAACAGCAGAUAAUUGUGAUACUUUAGAUUGUUAUUAUGAUGAAGUAAUGACAUAAUGUUCUAUUAUAUAAAGAAAUACAAAUUGUGAAUUUUUAGGUUAAAAUGCUUGUAAUAAUGAAAAGAUUAAAAAAUAAAAUAUGUGUUAAUGGUCUAAUAUUAGAAAUUUAUGUUUAUCUAUUUUUGAUUUUGGUUGUGAAGAUUUAGAUUAAGAUUUUUGUAAACUUAAUCAUAAAUGUUAUAUUGUUUAAAAUAAAUGUAAUACAAGAAAAUAAUGCAAAGAUAAUACAUCAAUUAUAGAAUGCUAACAAGAUACAUAACAAUAUUGUUAUUUUGAUUAUGAUUAAUAAGCAUGCAGAAGAGUUACAACCUAAACUCUUUGUAAUCUCAUAUUUAGAGAAGAUUCUUGUAAAUAAGCCAUUUGUUCAUGGUAAAAGGGUAAAUGUGAAAGUGUUGAAAAUGUAAGCUGUUCACAAUUAGAAAUUAAAAAUUGCAAGUUUUCUAGCAAAUGUUUACUAUAAAAUAAUUAAUGUAUUCCAUUAGAUAUUUGUGAAACAAAUAAUGGAAAUAAAUCAACUUGUAAUUCAGAUCCUAAUCAUUGCUUUUAUAAUACAGAUACAUAAAAAUGUAAAUCCAUUGAUGGAAAUAGUAAUUGUAGUUCCUUAUAUGGAGCAGAUAAUUGCAUUUAUGGUCCAUGUAUAUAUUAUUUAUAUAUUAGGUACUUUAUUGCGUUUGUCAAAUAACAAAUUAUAGUGUAUCAAAUAUGAAUAUGCUGAUUGUGUUUUAUUGAAAAAAGAGUAAUGUAAUUUUGGAUAAUGUGCUUGGAAUGUGACUUAAUGUGUUCCAUAUCCUGUUAUUAUAGAAGAUUAACCUAAAGAUAAUCCUGAUGCUAAACCAGACGAAGAUGUUAAAGUCAAUGUAGAAGACUAUUCAAAAUACUUACAUAUUCUAUUAAAUCUAUUGAUAAUCAUUUUAGAUUGA
This is a messenger RNA of Paramecium pentaurelia, 2230 nucleotides long. NCBI's taxonomy places the organism in Eukaryota, Ciliophora, Oligohymenophorea, Peniculida, Parameciidae. The record is from the annotation of a GenBank genome assembly.